UCUUCUUUUCCCCCUUUCCCACCUCCUCUUCUCUCUUCUCACCUCGCGCUCCUCCUCCCUUCCUCGUAGGUUACCGUUAGUGCGAGUGCAACGCAACCCCACCCCAGCUGCUAAACCCGUGUCCGAGCAGAACAGCUCAGGGUUGCCUACAACCUCGUCUCGUCCGCACACAGUUCUCGACUGGGGUUUUCUUUGAGAUCGGGAGAGCACAACUUCCUUGCCUUGCCCACGCCCCGGUUCUUGACUGCCUGCCUGCUGCGAAUCGAGGCGUAAAGAUGACGACGCUGUCGUCGGGCGUCCUCCUGAAGCUCCUGGACGGCAUGAAGAGCGGCGCCGCCAAGCCCGUGGGCGAGCACCGGACGGCGGUGCUGCAGGUGACGGACAUCGUGCCGGCGGAGCUGGACGAGAAGGACCUCUUCCCCAAGCACGGCAAGUUCUACGUCAAGGUCUCCGACGCCUCCCACUCCAUCUACGCCACGCUCCCGCUGGCGCAGGCCGACCUCGUGCUCUCCAACAAGCUCCACCUCGGCCAGUUCGUCCACGUCGACCGCCUCGACCCGGCGUCCCCCGUCCCCGUCAUCGUCGGCGCCAGGCCGCUCCCGGGCCGCCACCCGCUCGUCGUCGGCACGCCCGACCCGGCCGGGAGGGCCAAGCCCGCCGCGCCGCGCAGGGGGUCCUGGGGGCCCGAGCAGAACGCCGCCAUCAAGCCCACCACGCUCAACUUCGACGCCGUGAGGAUGACGCCGGUCAAGGAGCGGCCGGCCUUGUCGACUCCGGUCAAGGACCGCGCGGGCGCCACGACCACGCCUGCCAGGGACCGCGGCGCUGCGGUGACGCCUGGUCGGGAGCGGGCCGUCGCGGCGUCGCCGGCGCUGAGCACUGCGUCCGUGAGGAAGAGCAGCAGCGUGUUGCCCAGGCUGACCAGGAGCAAGAGCUUCGUCGCCGACAGGGACCAGCAGCAGCAUCCCAGGAUCCCCAAGAGUCCAUUCCCCCUUGAGAAGAGCUCGGUGAGCUGCACAGCCUCGAGGGCGAUGAGGAGAGUGGCCAAGGAGCAAGAGCCCUCCUCGCCUCCUUCUGAUGAUGAGCUCGGCAGCUCGGCCACAUCUACAAAGAAGCGACCUUCGACAGCUGCUCGCGUACCAAUGCCGGGGAAGCUCAGUCUACUCGGGAAGGACGCCAUCGAGCAGAGAGAGCAGGCGCAGAAGGUUGCCCUUGAGGCACUGCGCAACGCAUCAGCCACGGAGAACGUGGCUAGGAUCUACAAGAUGUUCUCAGAGCUGAGCAAGACAGCGAGGCCGGAAGCGCCGGUCACCUGUUUUGAAAGCUUCCUCAACUUCCACCAGGAGGCCGUGCAGGCCGUCACUGACAUCGAGGCGGUCCAGGCGGCCACCUCGAUGGCCGCUGCCGUGGCGAGUGACGAGCAGCAGCACGAGGACGCACCGCAGGUCCUGCAGGAGAUAGCCCAGAACAGGGCGGUGGUGCGUCGGAGAGGCAUUGGCUUUGGGGCCGUGUCGAAGUCGGUGUCGUUCGCGCCAGGCACGUUGGACCCGAAGCAGGAUGAUGGCGGUGGCAAGGCCAUCCGGAGCUCGAGUGCCAGCAGGAAGUGCCUUGCCAUGGACAAGAUCGGCGAAGACGGUGGCGACGAGAAGAGAUCAUCUUCUUCUGCUCCUACCUCUGCCACCACCACUCCACACUCUCCUCUGGGCUCCUCGCUGAAGCUAGCCAAGCAGAUACAAGCCGAAGCAGGGAGUUGGUUCAUGGACUUCCUGGAGGCCGCGCUGGAGACCGGGCUGAAGAAGAGCAAGGCGUCUGCCACGGGUGACGGGCGCAAGCAAAGCAGCUGCUGUUGCCCACAGUCGGUGAUGCUGCGGGUGAUCAACUGGGUGGAGAUGGAGCAGAGUGGCGGCGACAGCAGCGGCAGGAGGACUGCCCACCCAAGAGCUGCGGCCGUUGCGCGGAAGCUGAGAAUCAAGGCCAAGAACCCUUGCUGACCCUUGCUGAGGUGCCCACCCUCUCUGAUUCUUGUCAGAAAGUACCCAGAUAGAAUCUGUAGAAUAAGAAGGUGAUUGCCUCCAUUGUUCACGGCAUAUAGUAGAUUGUUUCAAGUGUUCUUGAAGUAGGAUGCUCUGUUCUCCCUGAUCACUAAUCUAAUCAGCAGCGGAACAAUGGAGGUGCUGUGUACCGUAGCUACGAUAUUCAGUGUUUGUUGAAUUCGCUGUUCAUUCUUAUUCUUUGCUUGUUUGGCUGUUACGCUUUGUAAUUCUGCUUAUGUUGCAGACAACUUCUGUGACAAUGAUUCGGUCGGCUUUGCCGCGCCUUUGUGAAA
Molecule: messenger RNA, 2326 nt
Organism: Sorghum bicolor (sorghum)
Lineage: Eukaryota; Viridiplantae; Streptophyta; Magnoliopsida; Poales; Poaceae
Exons: 5
Coding region: 276-1991 (571 amino acids)
Source: RefSeq, a predicted model, not a curated record